AUGUAUCGGUUAAUUCCUGCUAAAAUUCCUGAGUGGAAGCGACAACCAGGGAGUCUAAAGUUGUUCAUGUCGGGAAGUUGGUGAGAUAGAUUUUGGUGGGCAUUGAGUGUAUGACUUUGGCUUAGCCAUAGGCCAAUUGCUGCUAAAAGUUCUUCUCGGAAGCAAGCAGCAGGAGUUUGAAACUGUUUUCUGGUGUUUUAAAAGCGUGAGGUGUCUGUUACCGAAGUUGAAUAAAUGAAUUUGAGCUUAUAAUUCCUGCCUGGAAGCGACAACUUGGUGGGAUAGAUUUUGGUGGGCAUUGAGUGUAUGACUUUGGUUUAGCAUUUUCGCAUUUUGCAGCCAUCGGCCAAUUGCUGCUAAAAUUUAUUCUCGGAAGCAAGCAGCAGGAGUUUGAAACUGUUUUCUGGUGUUUUAAAAGGUUCCUUAUCAAGAUCAACUUCUACAACUGCUGCACCUCUAUGCACUGAUUUAUUUAUUCACCAGGAAUAUACCAUUUUGGUGUAAAAGGUUCUUUUUCAUUAUGGCGUUUGAAUUCAAGAUCAACUUCUGCAACCUUUGCACCUCUAUGAAUUGAUAUAUUUAUUGAUUUGGCUUGGGAAUAUACCAUUUUGGUGUUAAAGAAAUUGGAAGUUGAUGAAGGAUGGAAGGAGAAUUGCAAUUGUUGUUGCUGUUUUAAUGUCAAGCUGCUAAACAGUUCCAAUCCUCAUUGAAGGUUGAAGGAGAAACAGGAAACCAUGCCGACCAAGUUGAAGUUCAAGAUAUUAUAUUUUAGAGAUGCAAUGCCAAAUGGGUACCGUUUGGCCACGGUUGAAGAAGUUAGAAAUAAUUUGGACACCCUUAAAUUCGGUGGAUAUGAGGGUGUAUUCCGUCUUUUGGACGGUCGCCUCUUGUUGCCUGACUAUCGACUUGAACAUGCUUUCCUUUUUUUGGAUUGCUCGGUGGUGGUGAAGGAAAAAGAGCGAGACGAGGAUGCAGGCCUUUGGAAGAAAAAAUGGUCAGCUUGUUAUCCAUCAACUGGUGAUUUGUUGAGAAAGCAAGUCUAUGAUGGAAUUAUUCUCUCUCAACAAGGGAGACAUACUGCAAUGGCCAUUGCUUCCCUCCAUGCAGAUGCAGAAGUUAUUUAUUGGCUGCUCAAAACUACAAACCGAAUAGAGCUCCAAGGUUUUACAAAUUUGCUCAAUUCAAAGGAGUUAGAUUUUCUGAAAUAUUUCGCAUUGAGACAAGAUAGAUUUUCUGCAAAUUUGUUCGAAAGUUUGUCGGCUUCUGAGUUUCCACUACAGUGGCCACUUGAACAUGAUCAUUUUCUACUUAGUGAUUUUUCUAUGAUUAAGUACUGUAAGACUGAACGCCUUGUUUAUGUUGAAUUGUUGGUAGAGAUGUACUCUACUAAUAUUGUUCACUACAAAGGUAGAGAUGGUGUGUCCCUUUUGGAUCAAGUUACACAAAAAGCUAUAAAUGACAAAGAUUGGAUACCCGUAUUGACAAAGCUCUUGUCGGUAUCUCAGCAUUCUGUAGAAAAUCAGGUUUCUAAAAUUAAGCAUCGCUUUGGAGACAUUUUUAUUGAGGCAAUUGAAAGAGGGCAUGCUCAACUUGUAGAAGAUUUAUUAAAAUUGAAAGAUGAUUACAUUGAACAACUCACUACAGCUGUCUGUCUGGAGGUUGCAGCAGAGAUCGUAUGUAAAGGCUAUCUGCAAUGCCUGCCUGAUUUCUUAAAUUUGUUAAAGCAAAAAGUUGGAAAUGAGCUCCCACAAGACGAGCACGGAAAGACACUCUUUCAUUAUGCAGCCGAUUCAGAAAAUGAAAAAGUCUUCCAAUUGCUUGUUGAGACAUAUCAAGAUAUGUACACAGAGAGAAAAAGGGAUAAAUGGGGAAGAAACAUUCUUCAUUGGGCAGCACUCAACGGACAAGCCGACUUUUGCAAGGAUUGCGUGGAUGAUUGGCAGUUAAAAGUAGAUGCCAAGGAUAGUUUUGGCCGGAAUUCAUUACAUUUGGCAGCUCAAGGAAAGAAGGGACACCUUGUUGUGGAUUAUUUAGUGGAAUCAUCCUCAGUGGACUUAAUUUAUGUAAGGGAUGAUGAAGGAAGAACACCCUUGCACUUGGCAUCUGCAAAAGGCAACAUUGAAAUGGUUUUGAAACUACUAUAUUUCAGUGCAGAAAACGCUUCUCAAGGGAUACAUUACAUUCAGCAAGUCGAUGGCUUGGGGAAGACCGCAUUGCAAAUGGCAGCACGUGGAGGCCAUACGCGUAUUGUGCGGCUAUUAUUGGAUAGAGGAUGUGAUCCCUUAUCAGAGCGUGAUGCCAAUGGAAGCACAGCAUUGCACUAUGCCGUUCAAGCAAGAGAUGCAGAGGCUGCAUUGGCCAUAUCGCAGAGCCUCCUAAAUAAAUAUGAGAAUGAAAGUAAAAAAAAAUCACUUCUGUUGUGGGCCUCAGCAGGCGGCAUUGGCACUGCAGAGGAAACAGAAGGGGUAGAUCCUUUGGUUAAGGAUUUCUUUUUACAGGAGAAGGCAAGAGAUGAUAUGAAUUUGUUGCAGGCAGCAGCAAAGACUAAGAAUGCAGAAAUGGCCUGGGAGCUUCUAAAUAGAGGUGCCCGUAUGGCAGAUCUUGACUAUUAUAGAAAAAGAGAAGAUGAUGGAGAUGAACAAAUAAGGAAUGCAAAAUUGGUAAUAAGACAAAUAGAUAUAGCAAAGGAGCACGGACAAGAUAAACCAAGCCUGAAGGAUAAUCUCGAAAGAAAUGUUUUAGCCGAAGGUCUAGCUGCUCUAUUUUUGAAUAGAUUUAUAGAAUCUCCAAUCACAGUGGGCAUUUCUGGUGAAUGGGGAAUGGGAAAAUCCAGCCUCAUGAUUCAGACCGAAAGCAUUCUGUUGAUGGCAGCCUCUCAGUUGUCAUUUCCAAAUCUCCUCCGUUCUGAAAAAUUUGUUGGAGCAGAGAAGAUAUCAUUGAGUACUAGAGGUCGAAAGAUAUAUGCAAGAAUGAAAAUCGCCAUGAACAAAUUAGUCUCAUACAGCGAAAAUGAUAAUCUGUGGGAUGAUGAUUCAUUUCUCGUUUUCCUUCUCCGUCGCCUCCCUCCAGCAAUUUACCUUAGAAUAAACAAGAUAUACAAAUUGUUAACAUCCAGCGAGUCAAAGAUAGGACUGCUGGAAUUCUUGAAGGAAUAUCAUCCCCAACGCCAUGCCAUUUAUAAGUCCCUUGCAUGCAUGGAUAUUCAUAAUCGAAUGCUAAGUUCACACGUCAAUGGAGAGAGUGAAUUCCAACAAAUGAGGGGAGUGCCUCGAGUUUUGACAAUUCGAUACAACGCCUGGCACUAUCGUGGUGAGCAUGAAGCUUGGGCUGGGCUAGCAGUCACAAUCACAAAAGAAAUUGAGAAGGCAAUGACUCGAGCACAAUGGUUCAGUACUUGCUGGAGAUAUAGUUGGGCUAAAAAUAGUGUCAACAUCUGCAUACAAAUAUUUUUACCUUGUCUGUUGGUCACAUUUCUAGCAGGUUGGGUGGCUUGGGCAGCUUGGGCGUUAUUAAGGGAUGCUAAGUUCAAAAAUUUACAAUAUGGAUCCAUACCUUCCACUAUCAUAGCAAUUGUAUGGGUGGUAUUGAAAUCUAUUAUUUCUGUUGUGAAACCAGUGAGCACACAGAUGGUGGGAUACAUAAAUUCACCAGAUCACACAGCUCAUCUUGGCUAUCAAGAGCAAGUCAUAUCCGACAUAAAUUUCUUGAAAGGGGAACUUGGAAGAAAGCCUCACUGGUUUUUUUCUAUCAUUUCUGGUGAAAGGUGUAGAAAUUGGUUUGGUUUGUAUCCCGACAAUGUUGAAAAUACAUGCGUCCCAAAAUUUAUGCCAGCCUCAGAGGAUCAACUUCGAAUCAUAACCUUUGUUGAUGACCUUGAUAGAUGUGAUGAAAAAGUUGUUUUACAGGUCUUAUCUGCUAUAAAUCUUGUAUUGGCCGAGUGUAAGAUUAAUGUUAUUUUGGGGAUAGAUAAAAAAAUGAUUCAAAGAGCAGUUGAGAGACGUUUUAAAGAUAAUGAUGAUAAGGAUUUAGCAGACAAGUUUAUUUGUAAGAUCAUUCAAAUUCCAUUGAGUUUGCCGGAUCCUACAAAUAAAGAAUCGGAUAAUUUUCUACAGCAUUGUUUAGGACACCAACCACCUAGAGAUGCUACACUUGGACUGGAAGACAAUGAAGACACAGAUUAUGGUGAUAUAGAUACAGAUAAUGAUGAUGAAGGAGAUGAUGAAGGAGGUUUUUUUCCAAGAAGAAGAGAAGAAAAUACAGUGGUUAAUAUUGAUUGUUCUAAUGGAUUAUCCACAGGUUGUAAAGGAGUUAUCAAAAAAGUGUGUCAUUUGUUUGCUUGCAACCUUUCAAGUGAACUUCGACAAAUUGAUGAUGAGCUAGACACAAAAGGAAUUGAUUUUUUGACAUUCUCAAAAGGAGUCCGAUUAACAAGAGAAAUGUUACUAUCAAAUUAUAACCCAGAAGAAGCUACAACCUUGUAUAAGUUGAAGGAGUUUGUCAUGGGCGCCCAAAAACUUCCUCGUGAGUGGAAACGUUUUUUAGACUACCGCAAAUUUGUAUGCAAUGUUCUUUCUAUGAGAGGCAAAGUAAACAGGCUACCAAAUUGGAAGCUAGAAUUGGUGGCUUGGAUAUUUAUUUGUUGGAAUUGGAAGCAUGAGAUGAACACUCUCAUCAAGAGUUGGCACAAGUAUACAAUUGUGCAAGCUGGGUCCAUGAAAGAUGAAGAUGAAGUAGAAUAUGUAUAUGGGCCUUCACUUAAACAAAUCGUUAAGAAUUAUGUUGUUGAAUUACAAGAAUCACAACAAAUUUUAGAUUUUGAUGUGGACUUGGUUUCAGAAGGAGCAUUAAAUAGUAGAACUAUGGAGACACAAACAAUUCAAGACAGCCAGACCGAAUACUUCAAUUGGUUGAACUUAUUAAAGGCAUUAAAAAUUCAAGAUGUUUCAAUGAAAGGUAUUCAACUAUUUCAGAAUUUCCGCCUUCAUUGUGAAACUGAUAAUCUUCCAUGGCCUUUGCUAGAGUCAGAUUAUAGCCAAGAAGAAGCCAAAUCCUUGAACAAAAUCAAGAAAUUUGCCACUGGUAGGAGAAAAAAUUCCCAUGAAUGGAAACAGUUUUGGGACUACAACAAAUUUGCACGUAAUAUUCUUUCUAGUAUUGGAGAAGUACAAAAUCUACCAAGUUGGAAGGUAGAAUUGGUGGCUUGGAUAUUUGUUUGUUGGCAAUGGAAACAUGAGAUGAACACUAUCAUAAAGGGUUGGAAAAAGUAUGCAAUAGUAAAAUGGAAGGAUGAAGGCAAAUCUAUGGAAGUUGAUGUUGAAGUAAAGGAACAAAUGUCUGAUGCACCUUCACUUAAACAAAUUGUUGAGAAUUUUAUGGAUGUCGAUUUCAAUAAAGAUGGAAGAACAAUAGAUGGCCAUGAUAUUACAAAAGUUGAAGGAAGCCGAACCCAAUAUCCUGAUUGGUUGAACUUAUUAAAAGCAUUGAGCAUACAAAAUAUUUCAAUGGCAGGGAUUCAACUAUUUCAACAAUUUCGCUUUCAUUGUGAAAUUGAUGAUCUUCCAUGGCCUUUGUUGGAGUCAAAUGUCAAGAUAUAAAAAGCUUGACUUAGUUAAAUUUUGCUAAAUAUAA
Cryptomeria japonica (Japanese cedar) is the source of this 5628-nucleotide messenger RNA. RefSeq lists its product as uncharacterized. Lineage: Eukaryota; Viridiplantae; Streptophyta; Pinopsida; Cupressales; Cupressaceae. Gene Ontology annotation, molecular function: protein binding. The transcript is spliced from 19 exons. The record is from RefSeq and is a predicted model, not a curated record. The coding region runs from base 735 to 5594 and encodes 1619 amino acids.